ACACGGCUAGCUUCACAAUCACUCAUCCUACACAAUGACAAGCAAAAAAGAAGUCGUGAAAAGCAGCGCGCAGCCGCAGACACUCUCUGUCAUGCCCUACUCAGCCGCAGUGAAAUGCAACGGCAUGGUUUAUCUUUCAGGGAACAUUGGCAUGGAUCCAAAAACCAAAAAGCUCGUCGAGGGCGAUAUCAAGGACCGCACAAGAAUGAUCAUGACCAUUAUCACCGGCGUGUUGAAAGACUCCGGUUCGGAUAUCAAGAACAUUGUCAAGUGCGGGGUAUUUCUCACUGACAUGGCGAAUUUUACCGCGAUGAAUGAGGCAUACAUGGAGUUCUUUCCGGACGCUGGAGACGUGCCUGCUAGGACGUGUGUUCAGGUUGCGGGAUUGCCCCUAGGAACGGAUAUUGAGAUCGAGUGCAUUGCACACCUGUAGAGGGGUCGUUUGGAAGACGAGUCCACAAUAUAAUCAUCCGACCAAUAGUGAGGGCGCUAAAUUUACAUAGAACGAUCUAUAGUGAUACCUGAAGGUAAUGAUCAACGAUAUUUGUUGCUGUCACAACCGAGGUUAUAGUUGUAGAAGUGGUGUCCACCAGACCGCGAGGCAAACCCUAGCACUGUUACUUUUAGCUAGAUUUAGCAC
Molecule: messenger RNA, 640 nt
Organism: Dothidotthia symphoricarpi CBS 119687
Lineage: Eukaryota; Fungi; Ascomycota; Dothideomycetes; Pleosporales; Dothidotthiaceae
Product: Endoribonuclease L-PSP
Exons: 3
Coding region: 35-433 (132 amino acids)
Cellular component (GO): cytosol; mitochondrion
Molecular function (GO): deaminase activity
Source: RefSeq, a predicted model, not a curated record